AUGACGAGAACUCCUGUUUAUUUCCUCAGCCAUGGAGGUCCAAAUAUCAUGUAUGAGAAAGACUAUCCGGUCUACCCUACGCUCCAGAAAAUCGGAAAGGAAAUCACGCAGAAAGUCAAGCCAAAAGCCAUAGUAGUCUUCUCAGCACAUUGGCAAGGUGAACCAAAUGUCAUCGAAAUCAACACAUCGGAGAACACCGAACUCAUCUACGACUUCUACGGCUUCCCAGCCAAUUACUACAAAGAGACAUUCCCCAACAAAGGUUCCCCAGAAGUCGCCCAAAAAGUGACUGAUGCUCUGACCAAAGCUGGCAUCAAGACUCAGGGCCUUCGUCGAGGCCUCGACCACGGUGUUUGGGCCUCAUUCAAGGUAGCUUUCAACGAGGAAACGAACCCUCUUACAGUACCCGUCGUCCAAGUCUCCCUCUACGCAAACGAAGAUCCAGCUAAGCAUAUCGCGCUCGGCAAAGCUGUUCAAUCCCUCCGCGACGAGAACAUCUGUCUCAUUAUGUCAGGAAUGGCCGUUCACAAUCUGAGAGAUAUGAGAUUUGGCAUGAACGGCGUACAACCUUACGCCAAGAGCUUUGAUGAAGCGUUAAGAGCAGCUGUUGAAGCACCAAUUGAAGAGAGAGAUGGAAAACUGAUUAAGCUGCUGUGGAGAAAAGAUGCAAGACCAGCGCAUCCAACCUUUGAACAUUUGUUGCCCAUCCAUAUGGGUGCUGGCGCUGCUGGCGGUGAUAGAGGAAAGAGACUGUGGACGCUAGCUGAGGGAAGCUUCAGUUGGGCGCAGUUCAGGUUUGGAGAUGUGCCCGCUGAGGCGUGA
Mollisia scopiformis is the source of this 822-nucleotide messenger RNA. Its product is annotated as Extradiol aromatic ring-opening dioxygenase. The transcript is spliced from 3 exons. Gene Ontology annotation, molecular function: oxidoreductase activity, acting on single donors with incorporation of molecular oxygen; ferrous iron binding; zinc ion binding. Lineage: Eukaryota; Fungi; Ascomycota; Leotiomycetes; Helotiales; Mollisiaceae. The record is from RefSeq and is a predicted model, not a curated record. The coding region runs from base 1 to 822 and encodes 273 amino acids.